GGGCCCGGCGGGCGGCAGGGGGCGCCAGAGGGCGAGGCCGGCGCCGUGCGGGUCGCCAUGCGCGCGCUGAUCGGGCUGUGUCGCGCGGGCCGCGGGGGCUGCGCGGGGGCGCCGGUGGCCGGGGCGGCCCGCCGCUCGGUGGCCCGGUUCUGCGUGGAGGAGCGCGGGCGGCCGGGCUCCGGGGACUUCCGCGUCUUCUUCAAGAACGCAGUUGGUCACUACAUUUCGCCCUUCCAUGAUAUCCCUCUCCAGACUGAUGCUGAAAAGAAUUUGCAUCACAUGGUUGUAGAAGUGCCUCGGUGGACAAAUGCUAAGAUGGAGAUCGCCACCAGUGAGCCCCUGAAUCCCAUUAAGCAGGACAUGAAGCGUGACAAGCCCCGCUACGUGGCCAACGUCUUCCCUCACAAGGGCUACAUAUGGAACUACGGCGCCCUCCCGCAGACUUGGGAAGACCCUAAUCACAGAAGUAAGCACACAGGCUGCUGUGGAGAUAACGAUCCCAUUGAUGUUUGUGAAAUCGGCUCAAAGGUUCUUUCCAGAGGGGAGGUUGUCCCUGUGAAGAUCCUUGGCAUCUUGGCUCUCCUUGAUCAAGGUGAAACAGAUUGGAAAUUGAUUGCUAUCAAUGCAAACGAUCCUGAGGCCCACAAGUUUCACGAUAUUGACGAUGUUGAAAAGUUCAAGCCAGGGUACCUGGAGGCCACCAUCCAUUGGUUAAAAUUUUAUAAGGUGCCAGAGGGGAAGCCACAAAACUGCUUCUUUUACGAUGGAAAAUUUAAAGACAAGGCUUUUGCUCUUGACGUCAUUAAAUCUACUCACGAUUGUUGGAAAGCGCUGCAUAUGAAGACGUGUGAUGCAGGGCCCAUAAACUGCACAAACUCCCAGGUGCAUGACAGCCCUUUCCGUUGCACUCAGGAGGAAGCAAGAGCGAUGGUUGAAUCGGUCUCACCAGCUUCCCCACGCAUAGAAAGUGAUGGAGAAGAGCAAGUGUGGCACUUCCUUGGCAAAUGACUGGGACAGUCCAAGCAGCCGCCAAGAUUUCGCCCUCUGAGACGUCCAGGACACUGAUUACAACGGGCAGAGGUGUGCGUGUUUGCUGACUUCCUGCUCAAGCAUCAUUGUUCUCAAGCUUUCGGGGUGCACAAUCCAUAAAUAAACACCCACACUUUGGAAUUUGUCUCCUCUGGUGAUUUAUCAAGAUGAGGGAAAGAUGUGAUUUAACUUCACAGUGGAAAUUCGAAGCACUGCAUUUUGGACCAGUUCUGAUUUUCAGAUCUGAAGGGACACAGUUGCUUUAUUAGCUAGUGUAUGUCUACCGUUAGAGUCACGAGUUUCACUAAUAAAAGCGUGAGAUAGCCCCGC
Messenger RNA from Cavia porcellus (domestic guinea pig), 1359 nucleotides. RefSeq names its product inorganic pyrophosphatase 2 (gene Ppa2). NCBI's taxonomy places the organism in Eukaryota, Metazoa, Chordata, Mammalia, Rodentia, Caviidae. The record is from RefSeq and is a predicted model, not a curated record. Gene Ontology annotation, cellular component: cytoplasm; mitochondrion. Bases 58 to 1008 code for a protein of 316 amino acids. Gene Ontology annotation, molecular function: inorganic diphosphate phosphatase activity; magnesium ion binding. Gene Ontology annotation, biological process: phosphate-containing compound metabolic process. The transcript is spliced from 11 exons.